GCGCCGUUUGGAGAGAGACGCCGGCCGACAGCGCAGCGCAGGACCAGAACGCGAAUGUCGCCACACGACGCGGCUGGAGUCAUAGGGAAAGGCGCGGCAAGGCCGCGGUGGCCGAGCCUCGCUUUCGCGCUGCUGGCGCGGCGUAGCUGUUGGCCGCGCGGUUCCAGCCAGCUUUGCGGGUGCCUUCCUUCCGAUGUCCGCCGCUCAUAUUGGAGCACGUCUGUGAAACCCGGAGACCAUUGACUGAGACCGUUCUGUGUGUUCUCGUCGCGAUCGACUUGACUGUCUGGAAGUGUAGGUGCGGUUCGCGCGCUAGCGGGAUUUGCCAUCCGUGAGACAUGACAUCGUUCGACGCAUGACUCCGUGAACGCCAGCCGGUCUGCGCGCCGACCGGCCAUGUCGGACGAAGAACCGAGCCGUCCGCUGAUGGCUCCACGCAAGGUGUGCGUGCGGGGACCGACUGCCGGCGUGCGGCGACGGCGCUGUGGUGCCGCCCUGUGGCUCCUGCUGGCCUGCGCCGCGCUCGGUAAAGCGGUUGUGCCGAAUGUGGCUUCUCGAGACGUCCUGCACUGUGUCGACGGCCGGUUGCCAUUAGGAAGCGUCCCAUUUGGCGCCGCGGCGCUGGUGCUGCGCCACCACCGGCAACGCCGGCGGGCAGCGCGCUCCGACGGUUGCCGGCAGCUGCGCGUGCACGACGUGUGGCACAACACGAUGCCAAUGCUGACCACGGAGUCGGCCUUCCGCCAUUUGGACGUCAACGGGGACGGCACGCUCGACGUGGUCUUCGGCUUCGGAACCGGCCUGGAUGCGUACCGGUACCCGCGGGUGGCGUGCGACGUCUACCUGCCGGCGGCCGGCGGCCGGGGCUGCGGCGGAGGCCUGGCGGCGCUCGACGGCCGCUCGGGCCACGAGCUGUGGCGCCUCUACGUGGCCCACGAGUUGUUCGCGCUCAGUUGCCGGCUGGACCUGGACGCGGACGGCGUGUCGGACUGCGUCGCCGGAGGUCGCAUGGCGGGGCUGUACGCGGUAAGCGGACGAACGGGCGGCGUGCUCUGGGAGCUAUCGGGAGCGGACGAGGCCGUGGUCGAGCGUUCCAACAUGUACACGGCGCAGCACAUGCGCGACGUAGACGCUGACGGCACGCCCGACCUGUUGGUCGCCCACGGAGGAGACCCGCUGCGCGAGCCGGGCGCGCCUUCGGACCGGCUGGCGGGCCGCCUGCUCGUCGUCAGCGGGCGCUCGGGCAGGCUGCUCAGCUGGGCAAUGGUGCCAGAUGGCCGGGAGACGUACUACUCGCCGCAGCUGAUGCUCUACCCGGACGGCACCGAGCUGGUGCUGUUCGGCACAGGCGGCGAGACGCACGGGGGCUCGCUGUGGAGCCUGCCGUUGCGCGAGCUGCUCGCCGGCCGCGCCCACGCGGCACGUGCAAUCUACACGGACCCUAGCAAGGGUAUCAUGACCCCGCCGGCGCUGGUCGACAUAAACGGCGACGGCGUGGCGGACCUCGUCAUGGCCGCCUUCAACUCGACCGCGUUCGCGCUGGACGGCCUGAGCUUUACGCGGCUCUGGUCACGCCGCUUUGCCCAGUCCGAGUCGUACAGCACUCCGGCCGUGGGUUUCUUUGACGGCGACGGGACGCCCGACGUGAUGGUCAGCUACCAGACGGGGCCGGGUUUCCCGCUGUACGUGGCCAGCCAGACGACCGUGCUGGACGGCCGCACGGGUCUACCCCUGCUUCCGCGGCCCGUGCGCUCGGCGCUUGGAGCACAGGCGUCGCCGCUGGCCGUCAGCAUGCCCGGCACGGGCCGCGACCUGUUCCUCUAUUGGCUCUCGGACUGCCACCGCGGCCCGGCCGCCGACCACGAUGACCGAGAGUUCGCGCUGGCCGCUGGCACCAGCGUGUACCUGCGGAGUCGCGCCGACUUCUGCCGGCUACGCUUCGGAUCGCGCCUCUACACACGGCUGUAUGCCCUGUGGUCCGACGCCGGCCCCCCUGGUGCGCUCGUCUACGACUCCGACGGCAAGCGGCCCCUCGAGUACGGCGGCCUGCCAAACUUCACGGCCAUCGGGGCCCGCUUCCUGGAGCAGCACUCGGAAUACCGGCGCAUCCGUCGCCACGUGGGGCCGCACGACGCGGGCGGGGUGCAGCGCACCAUCUCGACCGGAACCCUGCUGCCGGGCUCUGGGCCGCGCAGCGUCGACCUGGUGUUCGCCACCUUCUGGUUCUGGCCGACGCGCGUGCGCGCCAUGUCGGCGGAGGAGCGGCGCUGCCUGGAGCGGAUGCGGGCGCACGAGGCGGCCCGCUUUCAAGCGAACAGCCCGCUGUACGGGCUCGACCACGACGCCUUCGAGCAGCUGGCCGUGGCCGAGUGUGGCCAGGGCGACGAGGACAACCAGCUGGCCUACGACCCGUUCGACCGGCGCAUGGGCCAGAUGACCGUGUACCGCGUGCGCCUGCAGUGCAUCUGUGACCGAUGCGCCGGCCCGCUGCCUUUCCGGCAGCAGAGGUGGCCUGCGUACAUGGGAGCAGGCGCUGACUGCUAUGCCAGGACGCCCUGAGACGCGCUCGUCCGGAACAAAGAGCCUUAGGUUACCGUGAUACUCGAAGGGUUGAAUGCCCUCAAUUGACAAAGGACAACCUUGACACAAGUGUAAGCGUAAUUAGUAUGCGCUAUCUUGUGAGUAGGCGCGUGCUACACGACAUUCUGCAGAGCGCAAAAGUACACGUACCAUAAAGACAGAAGUUUAAGCCAUAUGCUUGAACCUCUCUAAAAAAAAAAAAACGAGUGAGAGAGAGAGAGAGAGAAAGACCAAGUACAGAACCAACAUGUCGACAGAAUUAGUUUGACUUGUCGAGGCAGGGCUCAUAAAUAUAUUUUUGAAAUUUGUCA
Messenger RNA from Dermacentor andersoni, 2891 nucleotides. RefSeq names its product protein FAM234B. Lineage: Eukaryota; Metazoa; Arthropoda; Arachnida; Ixodida; Ixodidae. The record is from RefSeq and is a predicted model, not a curated record.